Messenger RNA from Carassius auratus (goldfish), 6284 nucleotides. Its product is annotated as striatin-like. NCBI's taxonomy places the organism in Eukaryota, Metazoa, Chordata, Actinopteri, Cypriniformes, Cyprinidae. Gene Ontology annotation, molecular function: calmodulin binding; protein heterodimerization activity; guanyl-nucleotide exchange factor activity. The record is from RefSeq and is a predicted model, not a curated record. Gene Ontology annotation, cellular component: dendrite. The transcript has 23 exons. The coding region runs from base 1 to 3141 and encodes 1046 amino acids.
AUGCAGGCUCCGCCCCUCCAGUAUGAUUUCUACAGUGAGGAGAACGCGCCCAAAUGGAGAGGACUGCUGGUGCCAUCACUCAACAAGGUGCUGAGUCAGGUGCACCCGAAGCUGACGUCCCAGCAGGAGGCGCUGCAGUACAUCGAGGGUCUGAUCCUGGUGCUGCUCAACACCCUCUGUCAGGCUCAGCCUCGCACCGUACAGGACGUGGAGGAGCGUGUUCAGAGGAGUUUCCCGCACCCCAUCGAGAAAUGGGCCAUCGCCGACGCUCAGAACGCCCUCGACAAGAGGAAGAGGAGGGGCCCGCUGGCACUUCCUGUCGACAAGAUCCACCCGCUGCUCAAGAGCCAAAUUGUGAAACUGUCAGUGUCGUGCAGUACCGCUGCUGUCCAGAGGAGGUCAGUAGAGGGCUUCACUCAGGUCCUUGUGCUCGUGUGUGUCCUGCAGGAGGUUCUGGGUUAUAAGAUCGAUCAUCAGGUGUCGGUGUACAUCGUGGCGGUGCUGGAGUACAUCUCUGCAGAUAUCCUGAAGCUGGCCGGAAACUACGUGAGGAACAUCCGGCACUAUGAGAUCUCGCAGCAGGACAUCACUGUGGCCAUGUGUGCGGACAAGGUGGAGGAGGACAUCAGUGUGUUUCCUCUGAUGGACGAGGAGCCGUCGGCGGCUGAGGAGCAGAUGUACUAUGAUCUGGUGAAGGCCUUCAUGGCGGAGCUGCGUCAGUAUCUGCGCGACCUGAACCUCAUCAUCAAGGUUUUCCGUGAGCCCUUCGCCUCCAACACCAUGCUGUUCUCUCCUCACGACGUGGAGAACAUCUUCAGCCGGAUCGUGGACAUCCACGAGGUGACGGUGAAGCUGCUGGGGUUGAUCGAGGACACGGUGGAGAUGACGGACGAGGGCAGUCCUCAUCCGCUGGUGGGCUACUGCUUCGAGGACCUGGCCGAGGAGCUGGCCUUUGACCCCUACGAGACGUACGCACAGGAUAUCCUGCGCAGCGGCUUCCACGAUCACUUCCUGAGUCAGCUGUCCAAGCCCGGAGCGGCGCUGUACCUGCAGUCCAUCUGUGAAGGCUUCAAGGAGGCGGUGCAGUACGUGUUGCCACGGUUACUCCUCACGCCCCUCUACCACUGUCUGCAUUACUUCGAGAUUCUGAAGCAACUGGAGGAGAAGAGCGAGGAUGAGGAGGAUAAAGAGUGUCUGAAGCAGGCCAUCACCGCCCUCCUGAACCUGCAGAGCAGCAUGGAGAGAAUCUGCUCCAAGAGCCUCGCCAAGAGACGCCUCAGGUGUGUGUGUGUGUGUCUGUUCAGGUAUCUGCAGGAGGUGGGCUACACCGACACCAUCCUGGAUGUGAAGUCUCAGCGGGUCAAAGCUCUGCUGGGUCUGUCUGACAGCGGAGAGAGACCUGGAGACAAGCCCAUGGUGAACGGGACGGAGCCGGCCUCGCUGAAGGACAGCACCACCACCGUGAUCGGUAAAGCGGAGAUGUCGGACUCCGUCUCGGUGCUGGAAGCCUUCAAGUUCAUCGAGAAAGCAGCCGCAGAGUUCAGCGAUGAAGACGAGGAUGAAGACAGCGAGGGACAGAACAAGAGCGUGGUGGACCUCUCCACCAUGGUGAGGAGGAAGGUGUCUCCGUCUCCCUCCUCUUCCUCAGCUGACAUGAGCGAUGACUUGGACACAGACGAGGUCCUGAAGGGAUUCGACUUCCUGGCCAACAGUGAGGACAUGGAGGGCUCGUCCGAAGCGCCGUCCUCCGACUGGGAGAAGGAAGAGCAGAGCCCCUCGUCUGAGUCCUGGGACGUGGAUGAGGGUCUGAUCUCUAAACUCAAGGAACAGUACAAGAAGGAGCGCAAGGGCAAGAAAGGGGUGAAGAGGCCGAACCGCUGUAAGCUGCAGGAUAUGUUAGCUAACCUGCGUGACGCAGAGGAUCUGUCGUCCAUCCAGCCGCCGGUGGCUCCUCCGUCCCGUCCCAGCAUGCCCCGCCUCAGUGACCCCCCGCUGGGGCGCACCGACGAGGUGGAAGCGCUGACGUUCAUGGGAACAGACGAGGCUCUGGAGAGCGAGCUGGGUCUCGGAGAGCUGGCCGGACUCAGCGUGGCCAACGAGGCCGAGAGUCUGUCCUACGAUAUCACUAAUAAUAAAGACGCUCUGCGGAAGACGUGGAACCCCAAGUUCACGCUCAGGAACCACUUCGAUUCGAUCCGUGGUCUUGCGUUUCACCCCAUCGAGCCGGUUCUGAUCACCGCGUCUGAAGAUCACACGCUCAAGAUGUGGAACCUGCAGAAAACUGCUCCGGCCAAGAAGUGCGCCGCUCUGGAUGUGGAGCCCAUCUACACUUUCAGGGCUCACAGGGGUCCGGUUCUGUGUGUGGUGAUGAGCUCCAGCGGUGAGCAGUGUUUCAGCGGCGGUCUGGACGCGUCCAUCCAGUGCUGGAACACACCGAGCCCCAACAUCGAUCCGUACGACUCAUACGAGCCGUCGGUGCUGCGGGGGGCGCUGUCUGGACACACAGAUGCAGUCUGGGGUUUGGUGUACAGCUCGGCUCAUCACAGACUGCUGUCGUGCUCUGCUGACGGGACGGUGAGGCUGUGGAGCGCAGCGGAUACGUCACCCGCCAUCGCUGUCUUCAACGAGAACAAAGAGCUGGGCGUCCCGUCGUCGGUGGAUCUGGUCUGCAGUGAUCCGGCUCACAUGGUCACAUCCUUCACUAACGGCCGGACGGGGAUCUUCAACAUGGAGACACGACAGCUGGUGCUGGAGCUCGAGUCGCAAGCGGCCGGAGAACCCGAUGCACCGUGUCAGAUUAAUAAAGUGCUCAGUCACCCGACGCUUCCCAUCAGCAUCACAGCACAGGAGGACCGACACAUCCGCUUCUACGACAACAACACAGGCAAGUUGAUUCACUCGAUGGUGGCUCAUCUGGAUGCGGUCACCAGUCUUGCGGUGGAUCCCAACGGUCUCUAUCUGAUGUCUGGUAGUCACGACUGCUCGGUGCGUCUCUGGAACAUGGAGAGCAAGACGUGCAUCCAGGAGUUCACGGCUCACAGGAAGAAGUUCGACGAGUCCAUCAACGAUGUGGCGUUCCACCCCACCAAGUGCUACAUCGGCAGCGCCGGAGCCGACGCCCUCGCCAAAGUCUUCGUAUGACCUUCGAACUUUGACCAAAACUGCUUCCACAAACUGAUGAACUCGCAGGGACCGCUCUGAUGAUCCGGGCAGGCCUGGGUGCUGGAGGGGAGGCCAACAAACACAGAGGAACCUCCAGACCUCCUCCGUUCAGCCUCAACAGGAAGUCGGGUGCCUCCCACACUUCUGCAGUUUUAGUUCUCCUCUCUGGUUUCCCGUCUUGCGUUCGCUCCGUUUUAACGACGUGCCUUUUGCUACAAACAGUCUCGAGAAAUGCGGAUUCUCUUAGUCGAUGCUGACCAAAUGCAUCACAUUAUAUUCAAAAUCUCGAUGGGAUGCAAUGAAUUGCAUUGUAUUAAAAACUCAAUUUCAGUGCAUCUCUUGUCUGGCAGACAAUGAAUUCAAAUUGUACAUAAUAUAACAUAACAAUAACCCGCAGUACUAAAUUUCUCCAUGUUUGUGUCCAAAUAUAAAUCCAUCAUCGUUUGAUUCACUUCGCCCCAAAAUCAAGAAAAUAAAACCUGUUUGGUUUUUUUUUUGCAUGAUGGCAUUUUUUAUAAAAUGUCAGAAUGUUAAACUAUUAGAUCUCAGUUUUUUUAUAACUCUGUGAUUUUUGUGGUGAAAUACGUCCUGGAUGAUGUUCUUGAGAUUCAAGCGUCAACCAUCAGGACGCACGUCUCGAUUUAGUGCUGCGUUAAAUAUUUACGCUGUAUUUUACUUCAGUUUCUCUUGAGGGUUUGCAGUCGGUCCAGUGAAACCCGCCUGUUCUGUGAAAUCAUCUCAACAUUGUGAUGUACCGACAAACACGGAGACAAAAUUUUAGAUUUAGAGCCGUUACUGAAUAUUCGUUGAACUUCGUCAAAGUGAUAAUGCGCAGAAGUCUUAUAAUAGUUUGAAUGUGUUGCAGUUUUUGACAAGCUGUACUCAAAAGUACAAUGAUUCAGAAGUCUAUAUUUGUCUGAAAUCUGUUGUUUUUAUUUAUUUUUUGCCUUUAUUUUUUUGUACUUGUUUUGCCUGUAAUGCCAAUGCAUUAGGAUUUCGCUUCAGGAAGGGACGAGCGGCUAUGUUAAGUACAUAAAAACGCUCACUCAUCCUCACCUUCUCUACCUGCACAGGUGGUGGUUUGUGUAUUAGCUGAAAAUAAUUUGAAAUCUAUUUUAUAUGUAAUAGUUUGAAGCAGAUACUAGUGUUUUUUAUCAUUGUAUGACCGAGGUUGCAAACAGAUCGUAACCCGAGUUUCCUGCAGGUUGAGGUUUUUUAUUUAAACUCUUCUGGUUUAUUUGAAUUUGUCUGUGAUUACUUGAACUAUUUGGGCGUGUGUGCGUGUUUUUAACUGCUAGGGUAGAGAUUUUCUGCUUUUAUGGGGAAUCGUUUGCCUUUAACUGAUGACAUGAGCACUACAAGACGAGCGAAGUGUUUGUGUGUUUCCUUCAGGUCUGUGAAAAGUAACGCGAGUUUGCUACUCUACCAAAUGAUGAUAAAGGACUAGUUUAGACAAAUAUGAAAUCCAUCACUGUUUACUCACCUUCAUGUCACCGCAAACUUAUAGAAGCUUGUUUCUGACACAGGAUAAAGAAAUCGGAAAUUUUGCGAAAAAAAAUCGCAAUUAUUAUGAGUUUUUGUCUUACAGUUGUUUUUUUCUCUGCCACGAUAAAAAAAAAAGGUUGUGACAUUUUGCUCAAUUUAGUAAACGUCUUGCAAUUUAUUUUCGCCUCAGAAUAAAAAAAAAUAAGGUAUAAAUGUAAAUGCUGAUUUUUAUCUCAUAAUUAGUACUUUUAGAAAUUUAAGAUCUAAAUUCAUGAGAGAAAGUCACGAUGGCCUUAAAAAAAAAAAGUAAAUUCUAUGGGCAAAAAAAAAACUGAACUGCGAAUUGAAGUUAUGACCAUCAGAAUACAAGGACAUUUUUGAUUAAUGAGUUUCUUGCUAUUUAGUUUCUUGUAAUUCUUUGAUCUCAGACUUGCACGUUUAUAUCCAAAUUGCAUGAUGAUAAAAAGUCGCAAUUACAUUUUUCAUUUAUUACAUGGCGAAAAUUUUUACGAAUUUCAAGAUGUUAAAAUCCUCGGGAAAAAAGUCUGAAUUGCGAAAUGUAAACCUAGAUUUCCGAAGAAAUUUGCGCAUUUUUUAUCCCGCAAUUCUGAGUUUAUUUAUUAUGAGUUUAUAUUAAACUCACAAUUGAAACUCUCAAUUAUAAGAAAAAGUCUGAAUUUAGUGUUUACAUUUCGGAAUUCUCUUUUUUUUCUGAGAAUUGUUUAUAUCGCAGUUUGAACAAUAACAACUCUUUUUCUCUCAGAAUCCCAGAAUUGCGAGUUUAUUUUUUUAAAGACCUUUUUUUUACGAAUUGCGAAAACGGCCUUCCGUACAAACCCAUUUGACACAACGAUGCUCUUUUGCAUUUUAAGGUGUGGAAAACAAGCUGCCUCACAUUGACCGGUGCAUUUCAUAAAGAUUACAACUGAAUUUGAUCGACAUGACGGUGAUUAAAUAUUUUUUUUUAUUUGUUCAUUCUAUUCCUUUAAAAUUCGAGGCGCACUUAACGUUAAGCUCGUGCACAUAGCGCCGGUUUGGGACGUUGCUAGGGAACCGUGUGCGUGCGUGCGUGUCCGUGUUUUCGUACUAGUAAAUAUAUUUUCUGAUUUCGUUCAUUUUGGUGCAUAUUAAUUUUAGAUAUAUAAGAAUCUCAAUAUGUAUAGUUUUAAAAUAUUGAUCAACACUCUAUUUAUGAACCAGAAUACAGUGUAUAUUAACCUGCGAAGCUAACAGUGAAGAUUAACUAAUAUUUGUGAUACUAGUCGCGCGGGAGAGUUUAGUUUGCGCCACCUGCUGGUCAGAGAUGGGAACUCGGCUACUGGAGAUACUAAAGUGCUUCUGAUUAUUUGGUUACUGAUCGAUUGACGUGCUUACCGGAAACAUCAGAGUAUUUGAAGGGAACGAUGACGUGAUUUGAUUGGACGAUGAUGUCAUGACGGGACGCGCCUGAACUUUUAACCCUUUGGUUGUAUAGAGAGAGUUUGGAAAGAUCGUGUUAAUAAAUGCUAUACUCCUCUUGUACAUAUUUUAUUAUGAAUAUUACUGUUUAUUCUUGAUUUCUCGUUGUAUUCUCUUAUUUUUUCCUCAGAUGGACAUUUAUCAAUAUAAUACAAUAAUAAAAGAAUAUGUUGUAUUUC